AUGCCCUCGUCCCAGCCUCUGGUUGUGCCACCGCAGUCCAUGCUUCCCUCGCAGCCUCUGGUCUCAGCGCAGCCGCCACCGCAAACCAUGCCCUUGCUCCAGCCUCUGGUUUUGCCGCCGCCGCAAAUACAGGCCCCGCCUCCGCCUCUGAUUACGCAGCCGCUGCAGACUGCGCCUCAGGCUUUAACCCACGCCGCACCAACAUCUUCCUCGUCAUCUACCGCUACCAACCGCAUUCUUAAACACGAUCUCCUGGACGAAUAUUCGACUGCGAACCUGAGCCAGUUAAACGACUUGUGCAACAGCUCCAACAACGUGCUCGACCUUUGCUAUGCCAGCUCAAAUGUACCUGUCAAUUGUGCCCUCCUCCCAGCACCUUCACCUCUCGUGAAAGACGUUCGUCACCACUUGCCCUUCCUGGUUUCUAUCUCGUGUACAGUGUUCACCUUUAGUGACACGAACGGUAGUACCUUCAUAGACUACCGCAAUGGUAACUACGAUGGUAUGAACGAAUUCUUGGCAACCGUUAACUGGACUCGACUGAUGGCCAAUCUCGACGCCAACGAAGCUGCUGUUACUUGGACGGAAAUUUUGACGCAAGCAAUCAACGUCUUCAUUCCGAAGAAACAGCGGCAACCUCCUCAACAUCCACCAUGGUCUACUCACCGCCUGAAGAAGCUUAAGACCGUGAAACGUGCCGCACUCAAAAAAUAUGCCAAGCAUCCGACAGAUCGUUGGAAAAACCACUACAGAUCUAAGAACCGGAAGUACAGUUUGUUAAACAACCAACUUUUUCGCCGCCACCUGAACCGCACCCAGAGCCGCUUGAAACGUGAACCCAAAAAGUUUUGGAACCACGUCAACGAGCAGCGGAAAGAAACUGGUCUCCCAACCUCCAUGGUACUCGACGGUGAUGAGGCUACAACCACCGAGAGUAUUUGUGACCUUUUCCGGCGCCAGUUCUGCAGUGUCUUCAAUAACGAAACUGUAGCAGACUCGCAAGUUGCUAGGGCUGCUAGUAACGUUCCACUGCGACCUCCCAUCGGACCUCAUCCGGUGAUAAGCUCCGAGUCCGUUCGCCGUGCCUGCGCCCGCCUGAAGAGUUCCAACAGCUGUGGACCGGAUGGCAUUCCCGCGGUUGUACUCAAAAAGUGUUGCGAUGCACUCGCGGAACCGCUGGCUCAACUCUUCAACACCUCGCUUUCCACCGGAGUUUUCCCAUGUUUCUGGAAGAAGUCGUUUGUGUUCCCUGUUCACAAAAAGGGGCCUAAACGAGACGUCCGGAACUACCGCGGAAUCGCUGCACUCUGCGCUGUAAGCAAGCUCUUCGAAGUCAUUGUACUAGACUUCAUCAAGUUCAACUGUUGUGAUUAUAUCGCCCAGGAACAGCAUGGCUUUAUGGCGAAACGUUCUACCAGUUCCAAUCUGGUCACCUAUUCGUCCUUCAUCCUACGAACCAUGCAGAAACGGAAACAAAUUGACGCCAUCUACACGGAUCUAUCGGCAGCAUUCGACAAGCUAAACCACCGUAUUGCUGUUGCUAAACUCGAGCGACUGGGCUUCAGCGGUUCUCUGCUCGAAUGGCUUCGCUCCUACCUCACCGGACGAGAAAUGAGCGUGAAACUGCUGAACGCAACAGUUCAAGUUCUGUGCCAGUUCGCGAAGGUGUGGUUCCCGUUCAGCAACAACAACAUCAGCAGCAGAUCUUGA
Culex quinquefasciatus (southern house mosquito) is the source of this 1710-nucleotide messenger RNA. RefSeq lists its product as uncharacterized. Bases 1 to 1710 code for a protein of 569 amino acids. The transcript has 3 exons. The record is from RefSeq and is a predicted model, not a curated record. Lineage: Eukaryota; Metazoa; Arthropoda; Insecta; Diptera; Culicidae.